AUGACGAUGAUUUAUCCACCGGUCGAUGAAAUCGUCGCAUGUUAUCUGAAGAUGAUGAUCGAUAGCAAUUGGCCAAGCGACUUCCUUCGAAACGAAGACGUGUACUGCACAAAUCCAUGGACGCAUUUCAACACUCAAGAGCCUUCGAUCUUACACGACGGACGAUACUUGUUCGUUAACCGGAGAGAAGAAGAAUCUGGUAAAACCGACGGAUGUGAUUCAGGUUGCUGGAGAAUCGUGGGUCGUGAUAAACUGAUCAAGUCGAAGAAGACAGGGAAGAUUCUAGGGUUCAAGAAGAUUCUUAAGUUCUGCGAAAAGGAAGAACCGAGAUCGGUUUUUAGGUUUUGGGAAAGGGAGAAGAGACGAGUGAAAGAUAAGAGGAUUUGGGUUAUGGAAGAGUAUAGGCUUGCGAGUAAGUGGAAACAAGAUUACGUGAUCUGCAAGAUUCGGCUUCUAAAUCCAAACCCACUAGAGUUCUUGUUAUCCAACCAUAUUCGAGGUUACAAUAUCUGA
Messenger RNA from Arabis nemorensis, 513 nucleotides. Lineage: Eukaryota; Viridiplantae; Streptophyta; Magnoliopsida; Brassicales; Brassicaceae. The record is from the annotation of a GenBank genome assembly.